This is a messenger RNA of Symbiodinium necroappetens, 291 nucleotides long. NCBI's taxonomy places the organism in Eukaryota, Dinophyceae, Suessiales, Symbiodiniaceae. The record is from the annotation of a GenBank genome assembly.
AUGACCGUGGACAGUGGCAUCGGUGGGAGUGAGAAACAGACUCGCGAGCUCGUCCGUGAGGAGCGCAAGACACAGAUCCAGAGCAAGGGGGCUGGUCCAGCCGGUGUAAGCAAGACGCGGACACCGGUGCAGGGCCUCUUCGAUUCCGGGACGACAGGUACUCUAAUCCGGCAGUCUCUACGGGCCAAGGGCGAAUCAAUUUUGUUGAACUUGCCCAACCCAGAGGCAGAGGUCGGACAGAAAACGGCCACAUCCAUGAUGAUGGCUUCGGUGGCUCCACCUUUGUCCUGA